Rhipicephalus microplus (southern cattle tick) is the source of this 2015-nucleotide messenger RNA. Its product is annotated as cholesterol 7-desaturase nvd-like. The record is from RefSeq and is a predicted model, not a curated record. Gene Ontology annotation, molecular function: 2 iron, 2 sulfur cluster binding; oxidoreductase activity. NCBI's taxonomy places the organism in Eukaryota, Metazoa, Arthropoda, Arachnida, Ixodida, Ixodidae. Gene Ontology annotation, biological process: cholesterol metabolic process. Gene Ontology annotation, cellular component: cytoplasm.
UUUGAGAGCCUGCACCAAAUGACGAGCGCAAGCGCAGUCUCCUGGGACACUCGCCCUUUCGUUGCGGCUGCCGUUGCUUCACUCGUAGUUGCCAUCGUGUGCUAUUUGCUCCAGAAGAAGGGGACAUUGAACGACUCCCGGAAGCCCGUGCGCCCACGUUCAGCGCGAGCCAUGAAAAACGCGCCACCCGUUUUCCCGAACGGAUGGAUUCCUGUUGUGGAGUCUGCGCAGCUUCAGACGGGUGAAGUGAAGGCUCUCAACGUCAUUGGUCUAGAGCUGGUCGCAUUCCGCACUGAGGACGGAAUUGCACAUGUUAUGGACGCUUACUGUCCACAUCUGGGAGCCCACUUGGGGGUGAUGGGCCGCGUGGUGGGAGACUGCAUAGAGUGCCCGUUCCAUGGGUGGAGAUUCCAGGGAGAGACUGGAGUUUGUACACACGUCCCAUACGCUGUCAAAGUUCCAGACUUUGUCAAGGCAACUAAGUGGGAGGCGCGCGAAACUCUCGGCCUGGUGUUCGUGUGGUACCACGCGGAUGGUGCGGCUCCUUCUUGGCAGCUGCCGGACGUACCCGAAGUCGAGAAGGGACUCUGGACGCAAGAGGGCCGCUUCGAGCACAUCGUGGAGGCACACAUUCAAGACAUCGCUGAGAACGGCGCUGACAUUGGGCAUUUUAACCAAAUUCAUCGCGCUUCGUGCUUCAUGACCAGCGAACAGUUCCAGCAAACACUUGGGAAUACCUGGUGGGGUCGCUUGGUCAACCACUCCUGGCAGGCUACCUGGACUCCUCAUGACCACACGGCUUCGGUGGACGUGGCAGCCUGUGUGUCAGUGCUUGGCACCUGUCCCGAGUUUCUCAAGCAUCGUGUUGAGGUGCUUCAAGUGGGGCCCGCUCUGGUGCUGGUGCGCUUGCAUAGCCGUCACGGUGGUUGCCUCAUCGUCCAGUCCUUGACGCCCUUGGCACCCUUCCGAGUGCACCUUGUCCAUCGAUUCUACCCUGAGCCCAAACUGCCUUGGAUUAUCCGGCGUCUGAACGUCCUGGGCUUCAGACAUAUGGUGGAGAGGGAUAUAGCCGUGUGGAACUACAAGACCUACAUGAAGCAUCCCGCCCUGGUCAAGGAAGACCGGACGAUUGUGGCUUUCCGCAAAUGGUUCUCGCAGUUCUACAGUGAAAGCAGCCCCACGUGGCGUGAUGUGAUGGAGAACAGUCUUGACUGGUGAACUCCUUCUUGUAGUGCCAAAGAAAAAGAGUACUUGGACACCAUAGUGCAUGUGUUUUCAUCGCAGCUAUAGCUGUGCUGUCUCUUCGUCAGAGUAAGUAAUGUGACUCUUAAAAGUUCAACUGACACGAUGCACUGACAUCGUGAUUUAGGAGUUGCUUCUAUCACUGGACGCUGCGCAGCCGUGGACUUUAAGUAGUUGCUUGCAGCCAGAUCAUUGCAGUGGUGCCUCCUUCCAGCUCUGUAGUCGGUUUACUCGCGUAUUUAUGAUAUGUAUCUUUUAGCGUUAUAAUUGUUUACGCAUCUUGUUCUUUACAUGCAGGUGACCAUACACAAAGCUUACUAAGCGUACAAGGAAAGAUAAACUGCAAGUAUGAAAAUGAAGCCUAUAGUUCAGCGUUUUGCUGAAUGAAGUUUUAGAGCUUUCAAGGAGCACGAGCGCACACAUUUGAAACUGUAAAGUUUCUGCCACACGUUUCUCGUGGACGCAAGGGUACGAAAACACAACAUGAAAAUUGUGGGUGUAAAAUACUUUAAUUGAACACGAAUAUUGGGUGCAAAACACCCAAUAUAGCUGCAUCGACAUCACGGUGAUUCCUUAAACGCAGUGCGAAAUUGUAUACGCUGAGUUAGAGCACGAAUAAAUUUUGUAGCAUGUAUUUCUUGUAUCAGAAAGGCAAGCUGCGUGAUUAAGCCGGUAAUUAAAUGUCUGGUGAAUUGGUGCAGUGUGUGAAGGUGAACAAGAGGAAAUAAAGACAUUGUGAAGAAUACUACUAAUAAAAGAAACACAUAGUAACC